CAAACUUGUGCCGCGGUUAUCAAACUGUCUUGUUACAUUCGUGUACAUUUGCGCUGAAAGUUUGUGAAGUUCUGUUAACGAUAUAAUGUUGCAAUAAGUUACCGUCGGAUAUUAUUUCCAGUGAUGACACAAUCCGUUGUUGUACAAGGUGAGUUUGUUUGCUGUCUGCUACGAUUUUUGAGCAUUGACAAAGAUGAUCUAUAUUUUUUAUAUAUUUAUUAUUUUUUAUUUAACCUUUAUUUAACCAGGUAAGCCAGUUGAGAACAAGUUCUCAUUUACAACUGCGACCUGGCCAAGAUAAAGCAAAGCAGUGCGAUAAAAACAAUAACACAGAGUUACAUAUGGGGUAAAACAAAACAUAAAGUCAAAAAUACAACAGAAAAUAUAUAUACAGUGUGUGCAAAUGUAGCAAGUUAUGGAGGUAAGGCAAUAAAUAGGCUAUAGUGCAAAAUAAUUACAAUUAGUAUUAACACUGGAAUGAUAGAUGUGCAAGAGAUGAUGUGCAAAUAGAGAUACUGGGGUGCAAAUGAGCAAAAUAAAUAACAAUAUGGGGAUGAGGUAGUUGGGUGGGCUAAUUUCAGAUGGGCUGUGUAUAUUGAGCACAUUGUUUACCGUGGUCUCGUAAAUAAAGCAGCGCCAUGUUGGCGGAAGUUGUGUUACCCAGAUGGCUGAUGAUGAGUAAGGAAUAUCAACGGGAAUAGCAUUACUUGAAACUGGAAGAGCUAGCUAAUGUUUAUAUGGGUCAGCUGGUUUCAUAAUUUUCUAUGACUGACUAUCCCCUUAGCUUUCAUGGUCUGUGUUCUGCAGUUGGACAGUGUGGUAACCAGGUGGGCUGCAGGUUUUGGGAUCUUGCUUUGCGGGAACAUUCCCAUGUCAAUAAAGUAAGUAAUACUUUUUAAAGAAAAUAAUUAAAGGUGAAAUAUUUGAUUUGAUGUGGAAAAAGUUCAGGCUGGUAGCCUAAAUAUACCUGUCUCCUGUUGUUGUAUCACUUGCUGUGUUGAAUUGGGACAGGAAGUAAGUAUACUGGUAUGUUUCCAUUGGACAUAGCAUAGGCUAUUCAUUAUCUGAACAGCAGUAUCUCUAACAUGUCUUUCCUAUUUUUUAGAAAGGAAUCUACGAUGAGGCGCUGAGCAGCUUCUUUCGGAAUGUUGACUCAAGGUAAUUCCAUCCCGCCAAUCUCUUGCUGUGAUCCAUUCAACCCUAGCUACUACAUGGCUGUGAAACGUGCAUGUUCAGUCAGACAACCAAAUGACCACUGUGGUUCACUGCUAUGUGUAUUUCCAGGAGAAGCGUUGGGGGAUCUUGUGACAUCACCGGUGGGAGGAUCCAAUCCCUGAAGGCCAGGGUAAAUUCCAGUGAUGAGUUAUUGCUACAGUUUGAUUGAUGUGUGUUUGUGUGUCGGCUUCACACCCUCUGACAAGACUAAUGUAUUCUACAGGCGGUGCUGGUGGACAUGGAGGAGGGUGUGGUGAAUGAGAUCCUACAAGGCCCGCUGAGAGAAUUGUUUGACAGCACUCAGCUCAUCACUGAUGUAUCCGGCUCAGGCAACAACUGGUUAGGGACUGUCUGCCUGCCUCACGGGGUGCCAUCUCAGAUGCCUUCAAAAUACUGCUUAUGAAAGUCAUUUUUUUUGUUCUGUAUAGGCUGUACAUGGUAAUUUCCCAGCCUGGUCCCAGAUCUGUUGGUGCUCUUGCCAACUCCAUUGCUCAUUUCUUAUGGCAUGACUAUGAGUGACAAGGACUGAUAGCACCAGACUGGCACCCAGUAGUCAUUUCCACCAGUACUAUUGCAGGUACAUUUUAUGUUUGAUAACAUGAAUUUGUAAAACAAUGGCAAGUGUGCCACCCGUUUAUUAUUUUCCAGGGCAGUGGGCCACUGGACGUAUGGCUCAGCCUACAGGGAACAGAUCGUGGACCAGCUGAGGAGGGCAGCAGAGCAUUGUGACUGCCUGCAGUGCUUCUUUCUCAUUCACUCCAUGGGUGGAGGUGAGGACUCAGGAGUGUACAAAUGUAUUCAUAGUCUCAUAACUACUGAAACACAUUAUUAAACACAUUAUUACUACAUGAACGGCAUUGGUGCUUUUUCAGUGUGACGUUUUGGAUAACCAUGAUGUGUUGUGUCCUAUGCUGUGAUGGUCAGGGACUGGAUCAGGCCUGGGCACCUGUGUGUUGAAACUUCUGGAGGAGGAGUUCCCCGAGGUAUGUCGUAUCGUCACCUCAGUCUACCCCUCAGCAGAGGACGAUGUCAUCACUUCCCCCUACAACAGUGUCCUGGCCAUGCGAGAGCUCACCGAGCACGCCGACUGUGUCCUCCCUGUGGAGAAUCAGGUGUGUGUGCGUGCGUGCAAGGUAUUUCCUUAUUAUGCAUAUGAUACAUGACAAUGUUUCACAAUCUGUUACUGACUGUUGUAAAUAACAAUUCCCUUCCAUUUGUCCAUUCUUAUGAUUCCUCUUCCAGUCAUUGGUAGACAUAAUGAACAAGAUCAAGCACAUGUCCCACAGUGGGAAGCCAGGUUCUGUGAUCAAGAAGGACAGUGCCAUCAUCUCAGGCCAGGGAGGGGUCAGUGGAGCCGAGAAGCCUUUUGAUGCCAUGAACAACAUCGUAGCCAACCUGCUGCUCAAUAUCACCAGGUAGACUACUGGAGACAAACUGUCUGCUGUCUGUGGCACUAGGCCUUUUAUUGACCUUCACAGACCCUCUUCAUUAAGCCUUCCAGGUGUUUGAGUCUGGUCUCCUCCAGUGCAUUUUACUGCCAGUGUAAAAAUCAACAUCUGUCUUUUUUAAAGAAAUUUUAGAGGAAAUUCUGAAUUAAGUGCUGCAAUAGAAUUUCAAAAACCCACCCACCACCAACGACUUAAUUGCACAGUGCAGUCAUUGCACUGUUAAAGGGGUUAUUUAUGUCAAUAAAGAAGACUAGUUGUUAGUUUUAGGCGAUAGCGUUUGUCUGCUUGAUUCUGAAAUGUCUGAUGUGUGAUAUCAAUUAACUGUUUGUUUCUCUGAUGUUGCAGUUCAGCUCGUUUUGAGGGAUCACUCAACAUGGACCUGAAUGAGAUAGCCAUGAACCUAGUGCCCUUCCCUCGACUGCACUACUUGGUGCCCAGCCUCACCCCUCUCUACACCCUGGCUGAUGUCAACAUCCCCACCAGAAGGUCUGCUCUGCUGUCCCUACUGCUAUUUUUACUCAUAUUUGUUUAGACUCUUAAGUAACUCAGGUUAUUAUAUUUGGAGCUCCUCCACCGGCAUCAGUACAAGUACCGUUUGUUGACAGUUAUUGAAUGGCAAAGCUUUGUCUUAUCCAUUUCUGUCUUCUCUGAUCUGUGCUGUAUAAAACAGUGACAGUGAUAGCGUGAUACUACGCAUUUGUUAUAAAUCCAGGUAUCUCAAAAUUGAAUCUCUGGAUUAGAGGUUGACCAGGGAACAGGACUCCUGCGGGAUUCGUGCAGGAACAGGACUUACAUUCUAGAGUCAAGUUCAGGACGGGAUAGGGCUGCACAAGUAAUCACAUUUUAAUUGAAAUUGCGAUAUUGACAUGUGCAAUAUCGGAAGAGGCUGCAAUUUAAAAGAAAUAUUUUUCGCUAUACGUGUAACGUCCAUUUUUUCUGGUUUACUCUGUUAGUCGUCUCGCUCCAGUUUCCCUCUCUCUCAUGCAGCUGCUUGCUUCCGACACACAAGUGACACACCAAGCUCCACCCCGUGUCACUCAAGCAGGCACAGCUUGAGUGACAUGCUCGACAUGCUUACUCGUUGUAGAAAGAUGAUACCAGAGUUUCCCACUUGGGAAAUAUCUGAAUCAAACAAUAGGAAGCUCUACGCAAAUAACUUUUUAUUUGAACUCUGAGGUCCCGAGUUUCCGAAAUGCAUUAGAGACAGCUUGAGUCUGCAUGCUUCUGCUAGCUAGCCCAUGCAUUCAAGAAACAAGAACGAUACCGCUUUCAACUUUGCUUCUUCAUAUCAAUCCACAUGUUGUUUUGUAUUAUACUAUUAGUUUCUGUAUCUUUAUCUCUGCCAACAGCUAGUAUGUUAGUCUUAGCAUGCUCCACAUCAUGUGGCAAAUAAUGUUUGCGUUAGCUGCUAAUGCUGGCUAGCUAAAUACAUUGAGCUAGCAAAGAUUAUGGAGCUAGGGCAUAUCUGGCUAGCAAACGUUAGCUAUAAUGCAGGCUCGUGCCAGUGGUGGUGCCAGAAUGUUGCUUGUGCAACGUCAUGUUCUGAAUCCGAGAGAAUAGGUGAAGCAGAUUCUAAAAUAAUUGUCAGAAUAUAACAUUUCUAUUCAAAAGGUUGGGUCCCCUGGGAAAAACUGACCAACACUUUGGUUUCUACCCUGUCACAACUCCUACUAUACUGGCUUUUUCAUUCAUUGUCAUGACAAACAACAACACCAACCAUAGAAUUAGAAUAGCCUACUCAUUUUUAUUUAUAUGAUUCCAACAGUUCACAUAAUAUACAGUGCAUUUGGAAAGUAUUCAGAUCCCUUCCCUUUUUCCAUAUUUUGUUAUGUUACAGCCUUAUUCUAAAAUUGCUUAAAUAUAAAAAUGUUCCUCAUCAAUCUACACACAGUACCCCAUAAUGACAAAGCGAAAACAGGUUUUUAGACAUUUUUGCAAAUGUAUUUAAAAUAAAAAGCCAAAAUACCUUAUUUACAUAAGUAUUCAGACCCUUUGCUAUGCCCGGGCAAACUGAGCAAUCGGGGGAGAAGGGCCUUGGUCAGGGAGGUGACCAAGAACCCAAUAGUCACUCUGACAGAGCUCCAGAGAACCUUCCAGAAGGACAACCAUCUCUGCAGCACUCCACCAAUCAGGACUUUAUGGUAGAUUGGCCAGACAAAAGCCACUCCUCAUUAAAAGGCACAUGACAGCCCGCUUGGAGUUUGCCAAAAGGCACCUAAAGGACUCAGAUCAUGAGAAACAAGAUUCUCUGGUCUGAUGAAACCAAGAUUGAACUCUUUGGCCUGAAUGCCAAGCGUCACGUCUGGAGUAAAUCUGGCACCAUCCCUACGGUGAAGCAUGGUGGUGGCAGCAUAAUGCUGUGGGGAUGUUUUUCAGCGGCAGGUACUGGGAGACUAGUCAGGAUCGAGGGAAAGAUGAAUGGGGCAAAGUACAGAGAUUAUUUAUAAAUUAGCAUUAUGGUGUAUUGUAUGUAGAUUGAUGAGGGGGAAAAAACAAUUUAAUCCAUUUUAGAAUAAGGCUAUAAUUUAACAAAAUGUGGAAAAAGUCAAGGGGUCUGAAUACUUUCCGAAUGCACUGUAUAUAUUGUAAUGACCUGGCUAGAUCAUAAAUGAACAAAUGUCCAGACAGAGGAUUUAGUUUACGAAUUCCCAGUUUAUUAACCAAACUCAACACAGGCUACUGUUUGGCCGUAGCCCACGCCAAAUAAAUCAAGGAUAAACUCACGCAGCAGAGUGCCGCUAAAGGAAUAAGUUAUUUCUGAUUUCUGAGUGUUCAAAUGAGCACGGGACAGGGGGGGGGGGGGGGGUUUAUCGGGACAGGACAGAAAAGUUGUGGGGUUAUAGAACUGUUGUGGGAUUGGGACAGUACAGGCAAAAAAUUUACAGGACAAGACGGAACAGGAAUGAAUUUUCACUCCUGUGUCAACCUCUAUUCAAGAUGAACGUGGGAAAUAUAUUAGCAGCACAUUGUGCCAAUGAUCAUGUCCAGGCCUGUGAAGUGUACUGCAAAAGGGCUAGUGUGGUAUUUCAGUUUUCUUAGUUGAAUGCACUUUUUUUGUUAUUGUUAGGCACCAUAAUAGUGUCUGCUGAAUGAGUCAAAGGUAAAUGGCAUGUAUCCCUUCUGUAUAUUUGUUGUUCCUUAGCUGUGCACUCUGUCUGCCUCAGGCUUGAUCAGAUGUUCACUGAUGCCUUCAGUAAAGACCACCAGCUGAUCCGGGCUGACCCCAAACACAGCCUGUACCUGGCCUGUGCCCUCAUGGUCCGCGGCAACGUGCAGGUGUCUGACCUCCGCAGGAACAUAGAGAGGUGAGACCCAGAGAGAGAGAGAGCUAAUAGGGUCAUUCCACCUUAAAAAGGACAAGGAAGAGGAUUCCGACACCCACCAUCUCAGAUUUUCCUGAACUUUGUUUCUAUAGUUAGAAACAGGUAAGAUUGGCAUUCCUGAAACAUUCUUUUGUUGAAAUUGUAUUUGAUAUCUGAGAAAUUAAGCUACUUGAUUGCACGCAAAUUGGUCCUUUUAAUUUCUAGGAUUCACAUAAUAUUCAAUAAAUAUAUACUGAACAAAAAUAUAAACGCAACAUGAACAAUUUUCCUGAGUUACAGUUCAUAUAAGGAAAUCAGUCAAUUGCAAUAAAUGUAUUAGGCCCUAAUCUAUGGAUUUCACAUGAUUGGGCAGGGGCGCUGCCAUGGGUGGGCCUGGGAGGGCAUAGGCCCACCCACUUGGGAGUCAGGCCCACCCACUGUGGAGCCAGGCCCAGCCAAUCAGAAUUAGUUUUUCCCCACAAAAGGGCUUUAUUACAGACAGAAAUACUCCUCAGCAUCCCACCCUCCCCCUCUGACGAUCCCGCAGGUGAAGAAACCAGAUGUGGAGGUCCUGGGCUGGCAUGGUUACAUGUGGUCUGCGGUUGUGAGGCCGGUUGGACGUACUGCCAAAUUCUCUAUAACGAUGUUGGAGGCGGCUUAUGGUAGAGAAAUUAGCAUUCCAUUUUCUGGAAACAGCUCUGAUGGACAUUCCUGCAGUCAGCAUGCCAGUUGCACGCGCCUUCAAAACUUGAGACAUCUGUGGCAUUGUGUUGCGUGACAAAACUGCACAUUUUAGAGUGGCCUUUUAUUGUCCCCAGCACAAGGUGCACCAGUGUAAUGAUCAUGCUGUUUAAUCAGCUUCUUGAUAUGCCACACCUGUCUGGUGGAUUGAUGAUCUUGACAAAGGAUAAAAUGCUCACUAACAGGGAUCUAAACUAAUUUGAGAAAAAUAAGCUUUUUGUACGUAUGGAACAUUUCUGGGAUAUUUUCUUUCAGCUAAUAGUAGCGUUUUAUAUUUUUGUUCAGUGUAGUAACUAACAUCUGAUUUGGUCCCAAUUUCAGAACAAUCUGAGAUGGUGGGUGUCAUGGCUUGCUGAAAUGACAUGGAACAAUUCUUCAUUGAUCCCAAAGGGGGAAAUGACUUUGAGCACUAUCCUCCCCUCCCCCGUCUCUAAUAAAAAGUGCUGCCAGUUCACCCAGCAUCAUAACUACUUAUAAGACCCAGAGAUGACCUUCCCAACUGCUCACUCUCAAAUAGUGUUCCCAUUCACCGCUGUGUGUUUGUGCUCCACUACAGACGCCCCUGAUUCAUGACUGGCCCAUUCAGCUCCCACCUUCUUCCCUCCUCUCCCUGAAGUGACCUUUUUCAUGUGGCAUGUUGUCAAGAGCAACAGAAACAGGAGCUUCUAUGAGAGCACAUACUUGUGUGUGUGUGUGACCACCAUGUAAAUCAGGAGGGGAAAUCUCGUGGAGCACAGAGACCUCGUGGCACGUUUAGUAUUAUUCACCUUUCUUGUUGAAUUAGCCUGCUCAUAAAGAUACAAUUUAAAGUCAACCCUGGAUAUGUGGACUGCUUCAGUGUCUGGUACCUGUAAUAUCCUGUAAUAUUCAUCUGUAUGCAUGAUGGAGCACCUUGCCAUAAGGCAAAAGUGAUAACUAAGUGGCUCGGGGUACAAAACAUCGACAUUUUGGGUCCCAUGGCCAGGAAACUCCCCUGACCUUAAUCCCAUUGAGAACUUGUGGUCAAUCCUCAAGAGGCGUGUGGACAAACAAAAACCCACAAAUUCUGACAAACUCCAAGCAUUGAUUAUGCAAGAAUGGGCUGCCAUCAGUCAGGAUGUGGCCCAGAAGUUGACAGACAGCAUGCCAGGGCGGAUUGCAGAGGUCUUGAAAAAGAAGGGUCAACACUGCAAAUAUUGACUCUUUGCAUAAACUUAAUGUAAUUGUCAAUAAAAGCCUUUGACACUUAUGGAAUGCUUGUAAUUAUACUUUAGUAUACCAUAGUAACAUCUGACAAAAAUAUCUAAAAACACUGAAGCAGCAAACUUCGUGAAGACCAAUACUUGUCAUUCUCAAAACUUUUGACCACGACUGUAGUAGAUGUGUUGAAUGAGAGUUGUAGUUUUUAUUUAUUGAAUGAAGAAAUUGUUGUGGUUGUAAUGUUGAAAGUUUUAACUUGUAGUUUUGUUGUUUGUCUUUGUUAGAGUGAUUAUUUUGUUUUAUUACUGUGCUCAGGGCACCUUUGAAAAUGAGACCCUGGUCUCAAUGGGUUUCCUGUGACUAAGUAAAAAAUCAAAUACCCUGUGGGUUGGUUUCCCAGAGCCUAAAAUGCACUUUCAAUGGUGAUUCUCUGUUGAGAAGGAAAAACAGCAUUUAUUCGCCUUCUCUUCUUCUUCCUCUCAGACUGAAGCCCACGCUGCCGUUUGUGUCAUGGAACCAGGAGGGAUGGAAGACAGGCCUGUGUUCUGUGCCCCCUGUUGGUCACUCCCACUCACUACUGGCCCUGGCCAACAACACCUGUGUCAAACCCACCUUCAUGGAGCUCCGAGACCGCUUCGCCAAGCUUUACAGGAAGAAGGUACAUCCUAACCUCUGUUGCAAAAUAAGUGUUUACGGUCCAGAAGAUUGAGGGUUAAAGACAGCAAAAAGACCCAUUUCCAUUUCACAGUGGACAAUACCAGAGUUAUACUAAAGAAUGACAAACAGUUCAUGUUCUUUAAGCAUUCUUAUCUAACAUGAUGGAUUGAUUUGGCAGGCUCACAUGCAUCACUACCUGCAUGUGGAUGGGAUGGAGCAGGGCUGCUUCACGGAGGCUAUCUCCUCCCUCUCCUCUCUGAUAGAAGAGUACAGUCAGCUGGAUGCCACCAAGGACAGACUGAUGCCUGAUGCAGCCAGACUCAACAUCGCCACAUGAAGGUCCUCUGUCUGUGUGUUAGCACUAGCAGACUUUACACAUAAUUGUGUGUGUGUGUGUGUG
Molecule: messenger RNA, 8942 nt
Organism: Coregonus sp. 'balchen'
Lineage: Eukaryota; Metazoa; Chordata; Actinopteri; Salmoniformes; Salmonidae
Source: the annotation of a GenBank genome assembly